GUGCUGCCACGGCCGAUUACCGGGCGGUUACAGUCCCUGUAAUCUAAUACGCCCAAUACGCCCGCGGGGGUUCAGGACAAUCAAUCAAUCAAUCAAUCAAUCAUCCGUGAUUACAUCUCUCUUCAGACAUCUCUCUCUCUCUCUCCUCUCAUUUAACGCAACCACCACCAUGUACGAGUCCUACCGCCCGCCGCACCCCCUCCUCGCCCAGGUCCCCCUGACCGUCUCCCCCUUCAUCAACCUCCCCGCCUCCGUCACUCUCCCCUACACCUACAAGUCCGUCCCCUCGACCAUCCCCCCCUCCGUCACCGUCGACCCCAGUAACCCCGACGCCAUCCCCCGCUAUGUUGUCUCGGCCAGCGGCGAGCACGCCGCCUCCCCGGAGGAGAUCCUCGCCUCCUGCAACUCGCUCGAGCAACACCUGAAUAAGGCCCGCAGCGACGCCGAGAAGGCGAUCCGCGACUGGGAGGGCUCUAUCACCCAGCGCGAACUGGCAGAGAAGCGCCGGGUCGCACCGGGAUGGCUCGAUCGCGACGAGAAACUACUUCAGCCGAGCAAUGCGGCAUUGGGGUUUCAGGCAUAUGGCCAGGCGCAACCGAGUCUCCUGGACAGCGCAUCUGCCGACCCUAGUGCGGCCGUUUUACCGUCGAUGGUGCCGCGCGAUGAGGGCGAGGAGCUAGAUCGAGCGUUUGGAGGGCUGGACGUGAAAUGAAUGGCUUAAAACCCCGGAAAUACCAUCACCUCUUUACUCAGCUCUUCUCUAUGAGUGCUCCGGAUCGUGCCAUAGCUGCUAUCGCAGCGGAUAGACACGAAUUCCUUACAGUGGCUGGGCAAGCGGGCACUCAACAUCCCAACACCGGCGUCACCGCAAUCAAGUCCAACUGUCCGAAGUUGCGCGCACUGCAUCUGCACCAGAUCGCGGUGCAGGAUGAUUUGCAUCCCGCGGUCCCCGCCAGCAGGUACCUCAAUCCCUCGGCGGCCGCCGGCCGCAGUAGCGUCAUCCCACCGGACGGGGCACCUACCACCUCGACCACAUCUAAAGCCUCAAAUUAUCCUAACCAGAUAGAAGCCAUCAGAAUACCACUCUCCAAUUUCC
This is a messenger RNA of Aspergillus heteromorphus CBS 117.55, 1096 nucleotides long. RefSeq lists its product as uncharacterized. The transcript is spliced from 2 exons. The record is from RefSeq and is a predicted model, not a curated record. NCBI's taxonomy places the organism in Eukaryota, Fungi, Ascomycota, Eurotiomycetes, Eurotiales, Aspergillaceae. The coding region runs from base 170 to 712 and encodes 180 amino acids.